Messenger RNA from Mesorhabditis spiculigera, 751 nucleotides. The record is from the annotation of a GenBank genome assembly. NCBI's taxonomy places the organism in Eukaryota, Metazoa, Nematoda, Chromadorea, Rhabditida, Rhabditidae.
GUACGACGAGAUCCAUGGCAAACUGACGCCCUACUUGAAGAAGUGCGGCUUCAACCCGAAGACCGACAUCACCUACAUCCCGUGCUCUGGAUUGACUGGAGAUUUCAUCAAGGACCGGCCGACCGACUUGACGAAGGGCUCAUGGUACAGUGGACCCUGCUUCAUCGAAUACAUUGACAACCAGAUGGCGUCCAUCAAUCGUGACUACGACGGCCCCGUUCGGUGCAUCGUCGUGGACAAAUAUACGGACAUGGGCACGAUCGUUUUCGGCAAAAUGGAAUCCGGCGUCGUGGCAAAGAAUCAGUCGCUCCUGCUCAGCCCCAACAAGACAAUGGUGCAAGUUCUGCAAUGCUGGUGCGACGACGUCGAGGGAGUCGAAGAAAGCGAACUGCAAGGUGGCUUCGUCCUGUCAUCUCCUGAUGCGCCCGUGAAAGUUGGCCGAAUCUUUGAUGCAGAGGUGCUAAUCAUGGACUACAAGUCGAUCAUCGCUCCUGGCUACACCUGCGUGCUGCACAUCCAAUCCGCAGUCGAAGAAGUGGUUGUCAAGCUCGUCAUCGCCACCGUCGACAAGAAGACGGGCGAGAAGAAGCGCGCCAAAUUUGUGCGCCAGGACGACAAGUGCAUCCUGCGCUUCGAGAGUCAGGAGCCCUUCUGCCUGGAACCGUUCAAGGAUUUGGCGACGUUGGGACGAUUCACGCUUCGAGACGAGGGCAAGACGCUGGCCAUCGGAAAGGUGCUGAAGGUCAUCGAA